AGCCCUUAUUUUUUAUUUUAUUUUGUUUUACAUCUCUAUCUUAUUUAUUAUUAUCAUGUCUCCUUUAUUCGAACAAGACUUUCCUAUAGGCUUUGCUGAAACCAAAACCGAUAACAACAACACUGAAUUUUACGUAGAAUGGUUAGAUAACAGCACUGAAUUCCCUGGUUUGACUACCAACAAUACCAACCUUGAUGGCGGUAACUGGGAAAUCCUUCGUCGAAAAGAAAUACAAGAAGUUGAUGAAGAACAAACAUUAGAAGAAGAUGGUGACUGGUCUAAAAUCAAUCAUGAUCAACCUCUAUACGCUCAAGUAGCAGAAAAGAAUGCCGAGCUUCAACCUACCAAACGUGCAAUUCAACCCUUAUGGACACACUCCAGUCAAAAGACAAAAGUGAAAAAGGAAAAGACAGAAGAGCCAGAAGACGAAGAAUAUUUAGCUUAUGAAUUAAAUGAUGCUCACAAGAGUCAAAGUAGAAGAGCCAGUCGUUUAGCGCAUCUUAACAAGUUACAUGACUUGAAGACAGUUAAUAUUCAUAUGGAAGGUGUCUUUCGUUUAGCUACAUCCAAGAAUGGUACCACUGCCGAUCUUGUCUGGACGCCUGUUGAUAAGGAAAAUACCAAUUUCUCCUUAUUAAAUUCCUUGCAAGCUGAACACUUGAAAGAAUUAAGAGUGACCAAUAAGGCUCAAGCACUAUCUUUCUUUGCAAGAUAUUCACACAACACCAAGAAAUACAAUGCUGUACAUGCUGGUGUGCCUUCUACAAGUCACUCCAAACAACCCUUGUUUCCUGAUAAUGGCGAAUAUUCUGUUCAUGCACCUAUUAUCAAAUACUGAUGUAUAUACUUGUAACAUGUUUAGAAAUACA
This is a messenger RNA of Gilbertella persicaria, 869 nucleotides long. RefSeq lists its product as uncharacterized. The record is from RefSeq and is a predicted model, not a curated record. The transcript has a single exon. Lineage: Eukaryota; Fungi; Mucoromycota; Mucoromycetes; Mucorales; Choanephoraceae. Bases 56 to 838 code for a protein of 260 amino acids.